Bombyx mandarina (wild silkworm) is the source of this 559-nucleotide messenger RNA. Its product is annotated as transcriptional regulator Simba2. Lineage: Eukaryota; Metazoa; Arthropoda; Insecta; Lepidoptera; Bombycidae. The record is from RefSeq and is a predicted model, not a curated record.
AAAUUCACUAAUAUUUGAACGUGAUAAUCUAUGGUAUUGUGUAUCACAGUGUAAUAUUUUAAAGAAUAUUAAAUUUAAAACCGAAUUUACUACAUACAUUUUUUACAGUUUAGUAAUAAUUAGGAAAUCUGUCAAAAAGAAUAAUAACCUAAGUGCUUCACUUUGCUGUAAUUCGUAUUAGUUUAUAAGACGACGUUUUCUGAGCUGGAUUAAAUUUACGGAGUUCCCGUAUUCUCUUGACAUCUAACCUCUGGGCUGUCAUAGAAAAUUUAACGAAGUUCAACUUCAGCAGUACACAAUGGCUCGCGGACACCAGAAAAUUCAGUCACAAGCUAAAGCUGCGGAAAAGAUGUCCAAAAUGAAGAAACAGCAGGGGCACAGUGCCACCGACCAGAAGAAAGCUGCACAAAAGGCACUUGUCCAUGUUUGUGUGGUUUGUAAGGCCCAGAUGCCUGACCCUAAGACUUACAAACAGCAUUUUGAGAACAAACACCCUAAGAACGAUCUACCAGAUGACUUGAAGAAUAUCUAACACAAUCAGUAUCAUCUAGAUUUGUAU